Messenger RNA from Trichomycterus rosablanca, 1101 nucleotides. Its product is annotated as zinc finger protein 345-like. Gene Ontology annotation, biological process: regulation of transcription by RNA polymerase II. The transcript has 2 exons. The record is from RefSeq and is a predicted model, not a curated record. The annotation marks the transcript as partial. Lineage: Eukaryota; Metazoa; Chordata; Actinopteri; Siluriformes; Trichomycteridae. Gene Ontology annotation, molecular function: RNA polymerase II cis-regulatory region sequence-specific DNA binding; DNA-binding transcription factor activity, RNA polymerase II-specific.
AUAAACAUGAAGAACUUUCAUCACUGCUCAGAGUGUGGGAAGAGUUUUACUACGCAGGGUAAUCUCCAACAACACCAGCGCAUUCACACAGGAGAGAAGCCAUAUCACUGCUCAGAGUGUGGGAAGAGUUUUACUAUGCAGAGUAAUCUUCAACAGCACCAGCGCAUUCACACAGGAGAGAAGCCAUAUCACUGCUCAGAGUGUGGGAAGAGUUUUUCUCAUCAGACUACACUCCAACAACACCAGCGUAUUCACACAGGAGAGAAGCCAUAUCACUGCUCAGAGUGUGGGAAAAGUUUUACUAUGCAGAGUAAUCUUCAACGACACCAGCGCAUUCAUACAGGAGAGAAGCCAUAUCACUGCUCAGAGUGUGGAAAGUGUUUUGCUGAACAGGGUAACCUCCAAAAACACCAGCGUAUUCACACAGGAGAGAAACCGUAUCACUGCUUAGAGUGUGGAAAGUGUUUUGCUGAACAGGGUAACCUUCAAAAACACCAGCGUAUUCACACAGGAGAGAAACCGUAUUACUGCUCAGAAUGUGGAAAGAGUUUUGCUCAACAGAGUAACCUCCAAAGACACCAGCGCAUUCAUACAGGAGAGAAGCCGUAUCACUGCUCAGAGUGUGGAAAGAGUUUUGCUCAACAGGGUAACCUUCAAAAACACCAGCGUAUUCACACAGGAAAGAAACCGUAUCACUGCUCAGAGUGUGGGAAGAGUUUUACUAUGCAGAGUAAUCUCCAACGACACCAGCGCAUUCACACAGGAGAGAAGCCAUAUCACUGCUCAGAGUGUGGGAAGAGUUUUACUCAAAGUAGUGACCUUAAAGUACACCAGCGUGUUCACACAGGAGAAAAGCCGUAUCACUGCUCAGAGUGUGGGAAGAGUUUUGCUCAACAGAGUAAACUCCAACAACACCAGCGUAUUCACACAGGAGAGAAACCGUAUCACUGCUUGGAGUGUGAAAAGAGUUUUGCUUACAGUAAUGCUCUUAAAGUACACCAGCGUAUUCACACAGGAGAGAAACCAUAUCACUGCUCAGAGUGUGGAAAGAGUUUUGCUCAACAGGGCAACCUUCAAAACCACCAGCGUAUUCACACAGGA